Messenger RNA from Cooperia oncophora, 1191 nucleotides. The record is from the annotation of a GenBank genome assembly. NCBI's taxonomy places the organism in Eukaryota, Metazoa, Nematoda, Chromadorea, Rhabditida, Trichostrongylidae.
AUGUAUUUUGUUACGGAUGUCGCUCAUCAUGGCGAUUUGUUGGUGGCACUCAGUCGUCUUGGAUCGUUUGACGUUCCAGUAGCACAGUUCUAUGCGGCGGAGAUUGUCGUCGCUUUAGAAUUCGUUCACAGGUACGGUGUCGUUCAUCGCGAUGUGAAACCAGAAAAUGUCCUCAUCCGGAAGAGCGGCCAUAUCAUGCUUACGGAUUUUGGUAGCGCCCAAAUUUAUGACCAGAACUUGUUCGUACACUAUGAAGAAGAGGAUGACCCUCCCUCACAAGUACGUCAACUAUGGCGGGAUCAACGGUAUAUCGAAGCUGCUGCGUCAGGCAGUAUGAGUUCAUCCACAGAGUCUGAUGAGCAAAUGGGUGGUGAAUGUGACUAUUGGGCGCUCGGUGCUACAGUCUUUCAAAUGAUCUCAGGACAAGCUCCAUUUCGGGCUGUGAAUGACUUUCAUCUGAUGAAUAAGAUUCAGAAGCUUGACUUUUCAUUCCCUGCAGGAUUUCCUGAUGUUCCCAAAGACUUCGUCUCGAAGCUACUGGUAUUGGAUCCAAUGGUUCGACUUGGGUCACGAGAUUUAGCAGCCCUCAAAUCCCACGAAUUCUUCAAUGGAGUCGACUGGGAGAAUAUCGUGAACGCGACGCCGCCAGACAUAUUACCAGCAGUUUCGCCAGGGCUAGAAGAGGCCGAGCUAAAAUCUAUUGAUAACAUGCCUGAGCCUGGUCUUGACGAAAAAGCCCUCACUCGAUUGAUGAAUUUGUCUUUGAUGGAAAUGGGCCCGUGCAAGCAGCUAUCCCUCGACAGCGAAAUCUUGAACAAUGCUGUAGAUAUUCCAAGCAAGCAGCUAUCCCUCGACAGCGAAAUCUUGAACAAUGCUGUAGAUAUUCCAAGUGACAUGAUAGAACUUCCUAAAGUUGACAAGAGAGCUCUGACAGCGAGGCAGCGGAAGCUGGAGAAACAACGAAAAGAGAACCCCUAUCAUCUAUUUGUACAGGACAAUUUGAUCAUUCGUUCCGGCUUUAUUGACAAGAAGAAGGGUCUAUUCUCCAGGAGGCGGAUGUUUCUUCUUACCGAGGUUUUACCUUUCUUUGCUGUUGCUCUUCAGGGCCCAAAAACAGAUAUUUGCGCUGAAAUUUGCCCAAAUGUAGAUAUUUGGGCUGGAAAUUUCUCAAUUUUUAGUCUUUUGAAGUAG